This is a messenger RNA of Acanthosepion pharaonis, 540 nucleotides long. The record is from the annotation of a GenBank genome assembly. NCBI's taxonomy places the organism in Eukaryota, Metazoa, Mollusca, Cephalopoda, Sepiida, Sepiidae.
AUGUGGAACAACCUAUACAAGGUUUCAGGCACAGCAUCCCGUUAUGAUUCUAAAAGAGCCUAUCACCAUUUUACCUUAUUGCUUGAUGUUGACAAGACUCACCUAAACACUUUGUUGCAACCAUGUCUUUCUGGCAUUGUAGGAAAUCCUGCAACAGCAAGUAUACCUGCUAGUACAGUGAACCUGAAAGAAAUUGAAGAUGAAUUGACCUUUGAUAAUGUAGUAGAAUGUGUUGGUGAUUAUUUUAUUUCUAAAGGCCUCCCUAUUCAGAGAGCUGGCAUACAAUAUGCGGAACCAACAGAAGACAAAAGAUAUCCAGGUCUACAUACAAUUGUCAGUGAACUUAGAGACUGGACAUGGGUAUACGGCAAGACACCUGCCUUCUUUCUCUACCGAGUUUGGCGGAGGUCAAGACAUGUCAAUGAUGAAUACCUUGACAAAAUCAUUGAACUUCACCAGAGCCAGGUUCAACAGCAACACUUCAAGGCUGUCAAUGAUGUUUUGGUGUUACCAAAUCAUAGUGUACCCUCUUAUUACUAA